Paramacrobiotus metropolitanus is the source of this 1283-nucleotide messenger RNA. RefSeq lists its product as uncharacterized. Bases 160 to 834 code for a protein of 224 amino acids. The record is from RefSeq and is a predicted model, not a curated record. The transcript is spliced from 2 exons. Lineage: Eukaryota; Metazoa; Tardigrada; Eutardigrada; Parachela; Macrobiotidae.
AACACCUGUAGGAGCGAUUAAGUAGAGCAUUUAUUGCAAUAAAGCUCUAAGUAGUAAUUAAUAUGUACAGUACAUAACUGUGGGAAACUCAGUUGUUAUCUGUUUCACCGGCGACAUUAGGUCAGUGCUUAGCAUUACCGGAAGUACAAACCCUGCAAAAUGAUGCCCUCACCGUCGCUACUGCUAAUUCUGUGUAGAAUCCUGCUGGACUCAAUCAGCGUUUCAGCGCAAUCUUUUCCGCUGUUUUCUCAAAGCUCUUACGGUUUCACGAUCGGCAGUUGCAGCGCGGGUACGUACAUCGGUCAGGUAUCGGCCAGCGGAAACCCAUCCUACUCCACCGACAACUCGUUCGUCAUCAGUGUCAGUCCGUCCGGUGCACUAUCCCUGAGCGCCACCAUCGCCGCCACAACCAGUUUCAACGUUAUCGCGCGCAACCAAUAUGGUUCCACUCAAGCGUCCGUUACCGUUACCGCUAAUUGCGGCAGCGCCAUUGCCAGUCCCAGUUACGCCACAUACGCCAGCCCGGUGUCCAGCCCCGUGGUGAAUUAUGCCACGUAUGUCAGCCCAGUAUCCACGCCGGUAGUGACGUAUCCGACAUAUUCAACAUAUUCGUAUAAUUAUCCAUACACGUACAAUACAUAUCCGUACAGCACCGGCUUCAAUACCGGCAUUCUUGGCUACGAUGUGCCGGUACUGUUUGUGGGAAACAAUAAUAACUGGGGUUACAAUCGAUGUUGCGGGUGGAAUGGUGGUAAUCGAUGGAACGGAAACGGACGGAAUUGGGGGAAUCGGCGUCGACCGAUUGCGACUUCUCCUGGAAACUAUAAGCGUUAAAUUACCCUCGACAGCUAAAUUAAAAUAUUUUAAUAUAUUAUUAGGGUUAAUUUAAACUAUUUUUUGCUGCUAUCGGGUUAAGAUGCGAAGCAUUGUUUUUGCAAAUUAUUUUCGUUCUUCUCACUCGAAUUUCUAUACUUGUCACUCGUCAGUACGUGUUAUACGAGUUUCGCUGAGCUGUUGCGGGAGCAUAAGGAAAGUCACGUAAAAUAAUGCUUACAUGUACAGAGUACUGGCGAGUAGUGUGCGUUCUAAGACGAAUGCCACAAAGUAGUUAUUAUACUACAUGUGCAACAAUGCUAGGCACGUAUUUAAUUACUUAUUGUUUCGACGAUGUCUGUUUCUUGAAACACAUAAUAUUAUGGCACUUCCCGACUCUGGCGUUUACGCAGUUGGUGGUCACCUUGUAUAGAUAGUUGUUAUGUGAACACCUGCACGCAGCCGGGUAC